Molecule: messenger RNA, 652 nt
Organism: Hibiscus syriacus
Lineage: Eukaryota; Viridiplantae; Streptophyta; Magnoliopsida; Malvales; Malvaceae
Exons: 2
Coding region: 202-543 (113 amino acids)
Source: RefSeq, a predicted model, not a curated record
UAAGCUUGAAGGCAAACUUACGACCAAAAGUCUACAUAGGCUGAGCUAGUCCACGGGCUUGAUGGGCCACCAAGGAACUCCUGGAAAAACAAAUUUCGAACAUUCGGAUUUGGUUUCCUUCGUUUUUUAGGACUAUAUAAUGAUCAGGGUUCAAAUUUCAAAAGCAGCUUUCUGUUUUAUACAGAGAAAGAAGAAGAGGGAAUGGAAGGAACUGAAGUGGAAGCAAGAGAUGAGGAUCGAAAAUUACAGAUCGCAGUUCGCAGUGCAAAAGCUGCGCUUCUGCUUUCUUCACUGAAAUCAUCAGUGGAUCGCGUCUUCGAAGCAGCAAUCAACGACGAAACUGAGGUAAAGGAAAAGAUGAGAAGAGAGAUUAACAGCCUGAAGGUGGAGUUAGUGAGGGAGCGAUUGAAGAUUAAGAAAAUCAAAUUUUGUGGAGUGAUGGAGCUGAUUCUUCAAGCCAUCUUGGUUAUGAUGAUUUCCAGUUUCUUUAUGAAGCUAGCACUUGACGAUGACUUUCCCUUCUGUAAUUACUCUGCAACCUAGCUGUAGCUAAAAGCUUUUCAAAUAUUUUCAGUCAUUUAGGAGACCAAACUUAUGAAUCGAGAAAAUUUAUUUGUUUCUGUGAUAUCAAUAUGCCAAACAAAUGUACUCA